Polychytrium aggregatum is the source of this 1515-nucleotide messenger RNA. RefSeq names its product Thiolase, N-terminal domain-containing protein. Gene Ontology annotation, biological process: fatty acid beta-oxidation; phenylacetate catabolic process. The record is from RefSeq and is a predicted model, not a curated record. Gene Ontology annotation, molecular function: acetyl-CoA C-acyltransferase activity. Gene Ontology annotation, cellular component: peroxisome. The transcript has 8 exons. The coding region runs from base 58 to 1299 and encodes 413 amino acids. NCBI's taxonomy places the organism in Eukaryota, Fungi, Chytridiomycota, Chytridiomycetes, Polychytriales.
GCCUCUGCCAACGAUCGCACUCGCCCGUCUGCCUCUUCGUCGCCAUCUGCUCCCACAAUGUCUGCCGACUCUGCCUUCCGCCGCACCAACGUCCUGGCCAGCCAUCUGUCCACUGGCGGCAAGCCCGUUCCUGCCGCCCAUGCCGCCAAGAGCCCUGACGACGUCGUAAUCUGCGCUGCAUACCGAAGUGCCCUCACCAAGGGCGGCAAGGGUGCCUUCAGAGAAACCCAUCCCGAAUACAUCAUGGCCAGUGUCCUCAAGGCCCUGCGGGAAAAGUCCAAAAUCGACCCCUCUCUGGUCGAGGAUAUCCAGAUCGGCAAUGUCCUGAUGCCCGGUGCCGGCGUCACCACCGCCCGAAUGGCUGCUCUCUAUGCGGGCUUCCCCGACAAGUGCGCCAUUGCUGCCGUUAACCGACAGUGCUCCAGUGGCCUGACGACCUGCGCCAACGUCGCUGCUGCCAUCAAGGCGGGCUACAUCGACAUCGGCAUUGGCGCUGGUGUCGAGUCCAUGACCAUGUAUUAUGGCCCUGGCGCGAUGCCCUCGGAUCUCUCGCCCACCAUGACGGAUAAGCAAGAGAUUGCCGACGUCAUGACCCCGAUGGGUAUCACUUCGGAGAACGUCGCCGAGCAGUUCAAGGUCACCCGUGUCGAGCAGGAUGCCUUUGCUCUGCGCUCCCACACCUUGGCUGCCAACGCCCAGAAGCAAGGCCUCUUCAACGACGAGAUCGUCCCCGUUACCCUGCCCGACGGCACUGUCGUCACCAAGGACGAUGGCAUCCGUGCCACCACCGCCGAGACCCUGGCCAAGCUCCGCCCUGCCUUCAAGCCCAACGGCUCGUCGACCGCCGGAAACUCGUCCCAGGUCACCGAUGGUGCUGCUGCCGUUCUCCUCGCCCGUCGCAGUGCUGCUGAGCGCCUAGGUCUGCCCAUUCUCGGUCGCUGGCUGGGCUUUUCUGUUGUCGGUGUCCCUGUGAAGAUCAUGGGCAUCGGACCCGAGAAGGCCAUCCCCGCCGUCCUCAAGCAGGUUGGACUUUCGAUCAGCGAUAUUGACGUCUACGAGAUCAACGAAGCAUUUGCCUCUCAGGCCGUGUACUGUGUCAAGAAGCUCGGCAUUCCUGUCGAAAAGGUCAACCCCAAAGGCGGUGCCAUUGCCUUUGGUCACCCCAUGGGUGCUACGGGUGCUCGCCAGGUCGCCACGCUGAUGCCCGAGCUCAAGAGACAAAAGGCCAAGUACGGCCUGGUCUCGAUGUGCGUCGGCAUUGGCAUGGGUGCCGCUGCCGUCAUCGAGAAUGAGCAAUAAGCACCGCGUCCAACUACAAGGGGAGGGGAGCUUCAGGAGCCGUGGAAAGCCUCUCCUCCACUGGGCCGAUCGGGGCACUCUGCCUUCCAACAGACUCUCCCUGUAGCCGACCAGGGCAUGUGUCCCACCAACUCUUCACAACCAAGCGCCCUUGAGAGCACUCAAUACAUCAUAGGUAAUCAAAACGCAAUGACAGAGCACCGUGCAUCCAGCGCG